Pimephales promelas (fathead minnow) is the source of this 1019-nucleotide messenger RNA. NCBI's taxonomy places the organism in Eukaryota, Metazoa, Chordata, Actinopteri, Cypriniformes, Leuciscidae. The record is from RefSeq and is a predicted model, not a curated record.
ACUGCGUUUUCUUUAACGCAGAAGAACAGAAUGAUCAGAAUCAAAAUGUGCUGCAGAUGAAUCUUCUCUUUUAUUCGCUCUCGGUGGUCUUCAUUUUACUCCACAAUGGUGUUUCCGGUGUCGGAUCAGAUGAAGUGUCAGUGAUGGAGGGAGAUUCAGUCACUCUAUACACUGGUGUUCAAACAAUCAAACAAUAUGAUAUUAAAUGGUAUUUUAAAGACACUCGCAUCGCUCAGAUCAAUGGAGAUCUCAAUAAGUUCUGUACAGAUGUUCAGUGUAAUGAAGGCACUGAGAGAUUCAGAGACAGACUGAAGCUGGAUCAUCAGACUGGAUCUCUGACCAUCACGAACAUCACAAACACACACUCUGGACUCUAUGAAGUGAAGAUCAUCACCAGCAGAGUCAGUGGAAAUAUCUUCAAUGUUUCUGUUCAUGGUGUUUCUGCUGCUGAACGAGAUGAAGUGAAGAGAAAGUCAGUGAAGGAGGGAGAAUCUGUCACUAUUGAUCCUGGUGUAAUAAAAAAACCAAGUGAUGUGAUGAUGUGGUAUUUUAAUGAAGCUCGCAUCGCUGAAAUCACUGGAGAUCAGAGUCAGAUCUGUACAGAUGAUCAGUGUAAAGAGAGAUUCAGAGACAGACUGAAGCUGAAUCAUCAGACUGGAUCUCUGAUCAUCACACACACCACAAACACACACUCUGGAGAAUAUAAACUACAGAUGAUCAUCAUCAACAGCACCUUCAGCAUCACUAGGGUGAAGAGAUUCAGUGUUUCUGUCAUCGAUGUUCCAGGGUCAGCUCUGUCUCCAGGAGCUGUAGCAGGAAUAGUUGUUGGUGUUAUUCUGCUGGUUUCUGCAGUUGUUGGUGCUGCUGGUGCUGUGAUUUACUAUCGUCACCACGAGAACAAUGCACCACCAGUACAACAGGAUGAUGCUGAUGACCCACCAGCUGAUCCCAAUGCCAUUCAUAUGGAAAACAUGGCACAUCCAGGUGAUGCUGAUAACCCACCAGCUGAAACUCUUUAA